UGUAGGGAUCCAGGCGGCCGCGCUUGGGCAUCCCCGCAUGUAAAUAAGGAGGACGGACCUAACCCCGUCAAGUGUCCCACAGAUUUGUGCGGUUGCGACCUCAUUCAUUCUGUUACAUCUCUAGAAAUCAAUUACAAGACAUGGCAAAUACUGUAACAGUCCCUUCUCCGGAGACUCUUAAGAGUCUGGAGUCGUUGAAAAUGGAAAGUGAAGUCGACGAUGAUGUGGUUGAUCCGUGGAAUGUCGUAAGCAAAUCGGAGACCGGGGUUGAUUACGACAAAUUGAUAAAGAAAUUUGGCAGCUCCAAAGUUGACACAGAACUGCUUCAAAGGAUUGAAAAAAUCACAGGCAAAAGUCCCCACCACCUCUUGAGAAGGGGUAUGUUCAUGUCUCAUAGAGACAUGCACACAAUUUUAAAUGAGGUAGAGAAAGGAAAACCGUUCUACUUAUACACUGGUCGUGGCCCGUCUUCUGAUGCCAUGCACAUGGGGCACCUGAUUCCAUUCUUCUUCACCAAGUGGCUGCAAGAUGUCUUUGAUGUACCAUUAGUUAUUCAAUUAACUGAUGAUGAAAAGUUUUUGUGGAAGGACCUUGAUAUGGAGAAAGCAAAAAAGCUUGCGUUUGAAAAUGCAAAAGAUAUAAUUGCAUGUGGAUUUGAUAUUGAGAAAACUUUUAUUUUCUCUGAUCUGAAUUUUAUUGGGCAAUGUCCAGAAUUUUAUCAGAACAUGGUUCGAAUUCAGAAGUGUGUAACAUAUAAUCAAGUGAAAGGUAUUUUCGGAUUUGGAGACAGUGAUUGCAUAGGGAAGAUCAGCUUCCCAGCAGUCCAAGCAACUCCGUGCCUUUCUUCAUCCUUCCCUUUUAUUUUUAAUAAGGCUAAGUUGCCUUGUCUUAUUCCCUGUGCAAUAGACCAAGACCCAUACUUCAGAAUGACUCGUGAUGUAGCUCCAAGGCUGGGUGCUCACAAGCCUGCCUUAAUACAUUCAGUGUUUUUCCCUGCACUUCAGGGAGCAAUGACAAAAAUGUCUGCUUCUGACAAUAAUUCAGCAAUAUUCCUUAAUGAUACACCAAAGCAAAUCAAAAGCAAGAUCAAUAAGCAUGCCUUUUCUGGUGGACAAGCAACUGUUGAAGAGCACAGAGAAAAGGGUGGGAAUUGUGAUGUUGAUAUAGCAUACCAAUACCUCACAUUCUUUUUAGAAGAUGAUGAAAAGUUAGAAAAAAUCAGAAAGGAUUAUACAAGUGGGGCAUUGCUCACGGGAGAGCUGAAGAAAAUUCUCAUCGACACUAUCACCCCCAUUGUCACCCAACAUCAAGAGCAAAGAAAAGCUCUCACAGAUGACACUGUGAAAGAAUUUAUGAGACCUCGUAAAUUAAAAUACUCCUAUUAAUUUUUGUGUCAAAUUUGAUUCAAAAGGUCCAGUCUAGCCCCACUUU
Messenger RNA from Frankliniella occidentalis (western flower thrips), 1431 nucleotides. It is a transcript of the gene TrpRS, whose product is annotated as tryptophan--tRNA ligase, cytoplasmic. Gene Ontology annotation, cellular component: cytoplasm. The record is from RefSeq and is a predicted model, not a curated record. Gene Ontology annotation, molecular function: tryptophan-tRNA ligase activity; ATP binding. The coding region runs from base 141 to 1385 and encodes 414 amino acids. Lineage: Eukaryota; Metazoa; Arthropoda; Insecta; Thysanoptera; Thripidae. Gene Ontology annotation, biological process: tryptophanyl-tRNA aminoacylation. The transcript is spliced from 7 exons.